This is a messenger RNA of Thrips palmi, 1784 nucleotides long. RefSeq lists its product as uncharacterized. Lineage: Eukaryota; Metazoa; Arthropoda; Insecta; Thysanoptera; Thripidae. The coding region runs from base 621 to 1718 and encodes 365 amino acids. The record is from RefSeq and is a predicted model, not a curated record. The transcript has 6 exons.
UGCGCGCGCGGACGUACCGCACCGCGCAGCGAGCCCAGCGCAGGCCGCGCCGCGUCCCAGAACAGCUCCCGACUGCGGAGACGCCGCGCCGCCGUCGCCAAGAGCAGCACCACAGUGCAGCGAUUGAGUGCAGUGUCCGGCCAAUCCGUGUUGAACUGACAGCCGCCGAGGCGGGGCGGGAGGGACUGAUUGCAUCAAGUGCGUCUUGGUCCACUGGCUACCCCGGCCAGCGCCCCGAGUGCGUCUUCGCGCCUUCGUGUCGGGCUUCCUGGCUGGAACCGGCAUUGCCAACUUCCACCGCCGCCAGGCGUUCGAGGCGUUCGAGGCGUUCCAAGCGUGAGCCGGCAUAUAUGGUCGCGGCACCAGAGGGGCCCAGCCCCGGGGGCGACCGCGCCUUGCACGCCUCGCUCGGCCCUGACGCCAGCACGCCGUGCUGAAUAGCCGAGUAGUCGAGUGUUUGCACACGCGCCGGGCGUACCAGCGACACGCCGCCAGCAGGCCAGCACCAGCCAGUCGUGCCGCCGUGCCCCGCGCCGCGCCGCGCCAUGGACACGCGCGCCGCCACGUCCCGGAGGCCGAGCUAGAGCCCCUCUCCCUCGCCGCGAGUGCCGUACAUCACCAUGACAACGACCGGCAGCCUCCUGGUGCGGCUGCUCACCGCGGCAGCCCUGCUGUGCUGGUGCUCCGGGCCCUGCCUGGCGCUGCGGGACGUGCUGCUGCAGAUGCCGCCCGUGGCGCGCGCCGGCAGCAGCGUCACGCUCAAGUGCCUGUACGACCUGGAGAACGACAAGCUGUACGCCGUCAAGUGGUACCGCGGCAACUUCGAGUUCUACCGCUCCACGCCGCACGAGAGGCCCGCCAAGCAGGCCUUCCCUUACCCGGACUUCCACGUGGACCUGUCGCGGUCGGACGAACACCAAGUGACGCUGAACCGGGUGCCGCAGUACAUAUCGGGCACGUUCUCGUGUGAGGUGUCCACGGACGCCCCGAAAUUCACCACUGUCGUCAAGAACGGACAGCUGGAGGUGCUCGACACCGUGAGGCGGCCCCUGCUCACCGUGUCCAAGGACCUGUACCGGCCCGGUGACGUCCUGGAGGCCAACUGCACCUCCCUGUCGCCGGCCAGCGCGGACCCGGAGCUGCACGCCGACACGGCCAUCGCGGCGACGCCGCACGGCCGACGCCACCCCCACGGCGGUGCCUCGCUGCUGCCUCAGGCGCCGCCCCUGCAGCCGCACCAGCUGAGCGCGCUGCAGCGCGCGCACCUCCAGAAGGACUUCGGCAGCGAGGCGCCCAUGUCCUUCAGCUUCUGGGUCAACAACAAGCCGGUGCCGGGCGCCAUGGUGCGCCAGGGUGCGUCCAGCGCCACGCUCACGCGCCCCGUCGCCGAGGACGACUUCUCCGUCUCGGGCGAGCUGCGCAUCAAGUGCAGCGUCACGCUGGCCGGCAAGUACCGCGAGCCCAGCCACGCCGUCACCGUGCGCCGCCAGGAGGAGGACGACGAGGACUGGGAGGAGGGCGAGGACGAGGAGGACGAGGCCCCCGGCGUGGAGGAGCCGCCCGUCGUCACCGAGACGCACGCCGCCGUCAACGCGGUGCUCCCGGACCCGGCCAACCGGUCCGGCGGCGCAGGCGCGGAGGGCCUUGCGUCCAGUCCAGUCGGCACAGUGCUUCUGAUACUAUCGGUGCUCUUGGCGCGAUUCCAACUCCCAAGAUAAGGACCUGGUGAAGGGGUGUUACACCUCCGAUGUAAAUCAAUGUAAAUAUAGAUUUAUUAUUUGUAA